Lycium barbarum (goji berry) is the source of this 681-nucleotide messenger RNA. RefSeq lists its product as uncharacterized. Bases 1 to 681 code for a protein of 226 amino acids. The record is from RefSeq and is a predicted model, not a curated record. The transcript is spliced from 2 exons. NCBI's taxonomy places the organism in Eukaryota, Viridiplantae, Streptophyta, Magnoliopsida, Solanales, Solanaceae.
AUGGCAGAGUCCAAAGUGACAAUGAAACUUCUCAUCGACUCCAAAAGGAAAAGAGUAAUGUUUGCUGAGGCCAACAAGGAAUGCAUUGAUUUCCUAUUUCACAUUCUGGCAUUGCCAAUAGGCAGUGUCAUUAGGCUUCUCACGACCAAAGGGAUGGUUGGCUGUUUGGGUAAUCUAUACGAGAGCCUCGACAAUCUGGAUAAUACGUAUAUUCAACCAAAUCAGGACAAAGAUAUCCUCUUGAAACCACAAUCAGCAGCCUAUGCUACUUCAAGUCCUCUGUUGCUCACUGAUUCCCCUGUUAUAAGACAGUUUUACAAGUGUCCUUACCAUAACUACAUGACUGAUGAUUCUCGAACGGCUUGUCCUCAGCGUUGUGGAAAUCUGAUGAACAUAAAAAUGGAAUAUGUAGCAACUGCUGCGGAUAAUGCGGUAGCAUCUAAUGGAGGUUUGGUAAAAGGGGUUGUGACUUACAUGGUGUUGGAUGACUUGUCUGUGAAGCCUAUGUCCACUAUUUCAAGCAUUACUCUGCUGAAUGAAUUCUGUGUUCAGGAUGUUGGGGUACUUAAAGAGAAAGUUGUUACUCUUGGAAUGGAUGAGGCUCUCAAGCUGUUGAAGACUUCUCUGCUGUCAAAGAAUGUCUUGACCGAUGUUUUCAUGGCCAGUAUUUUAAAAGAUUAA